Molecule: messenger RNA, 1618 nt
Organism: Xylona heveae TC161
Lineage: Eukaryota; Fungi; Ascomycota; Xylonomycetes; Xylonales; Xylonaceae
Product: DUF618-domain-containing protein
Exons: 5
Coding region: 70-1380 (436 amino acids)
Biological process (GO): mRNA 3'-end processing
Cellular component (GO): RNA polymerase II, holoenzyme
Molecular function (GO): RNA polymerase II C-terminal domain binding
Source: RefSeq, a predicted model, not a curated record
AUCCAGGCACUCUGUAUCACAUACUAUCCGUGGCAAAUAACCUUGCCACUUAUUGAAGUGACCAUCAGUAUGGCGUAUACCGACGAAUCUGUAAAGGCAAAACUCUCUGCUCUCAACGAGACGCAGGAGAGCAUUGUUACUGUCGCGCAAUGGGUGCUGUUUCACAGGAGACACGCUGAGAAGACUGCGCAGCUUUGGCUGCAACGACUGAAGGAUUCCGGCGCAAACAAACGACUCAACCUCAUUUAUCUUGCCAAUGAGGUCGUUCAGCAAUCCAAGGCGCGGCGAAAGGAAGACUUUCUCAUUGCAUUCUCGCCGAUUAUCGCAGACGCAGCAGCAACCGCAUACAAAGGCUCUACCAAUGAAGUCCAGCAGAAGCUUCGCCGAGUAAUCGAAGUGUGGAGGCAACGGCAGAUUUUUGAGCUGCCGAUUCAGGACGCAAUUGAGGCCCGCAUCGACGAGCUCGACAAAAAUCGAUCGUCAGGAAAGAAACCUGCCCUGGGUGGGUCGCUGUUUUCAACCUCUUCUGGCCCGUCCGCUCCAAUGGAACUCCAGCCACUUGUUCCUCUCCAGUUGUCGCUCUCGAAAGCUUCCAUGCCGGCAAAAUCUGCCCUUUCCUCAGCCAAUUCAGAAUAUGAUAAGCUCAUGGACCCGGCCACACCGGCACCCACUCCUCCAGUGCAUGCCGCGCGAUUGAGUGCUCUACUCAAAGCGCUUGCGAAUGCCGAGGGGGCGGUCACCGAAAGCAUCAAGGCACGUCGCGUCCUCAUUGACGGCCUCGAAAAGAUCCUUGAUACCAACAGAGCUGCGCUCAAUGCCGACGAGUCCGAAGAACUCCAGGUCAGCAGCCGCAAGGCUAUUAUUGAAGCAAAGAAGCGCGAAGUGGAGGAUGGUAUUAUGCGCGGUCUUUCGGCGGAGUCUUCGCCUGCAAUCCAUGGCAUUGAAGAAGGUGGAGCCACUGAAGCUGUCGAGCCCGAGCGGCCAAUGGUAGAGGAAUUAACGCCACCUCCCGUCGAAGCGUUGACACCGACCGGCACCCCGCCGCCAGAGAUUGAGCAAGCUGCAACUACGACGACUGGUGCGGAUAUUAUCCACGAGACGCAGCCAGACCAUACCGAACCCCCUCCGGCUUUCCCGCCACCCUUGAUCCCUGCAAUCGCGACGGCCAAUCCACCGGGUUCGGAUCUGCUUUCCAGCUUGGCUGGACCUUUUGCUCGCCGCCAUUCCGGCAACCCCCCGAACGGCACAGAUUCGGGAUCGAACAAGAGACGCAGAGUCGAGGAAAAUGAUGACUUUGCAGCUUUUGGUGGAGGCGACGCCAUGGAUGGUCUUGACGCCGAUGUGGCAGAGAUGCUGAGAAGAGAAAGCGCAGGCCGAUAAGCCCAGGCUCCAACAAUUUCGAUUUUUUCUUCUUCUUUGUUUUGCUUUGCGGUAUUCGAAGUCGAUGAAGCCGGGGUCUUUUUUUCUAAAGGGCAGAUGCCCCUUUGUACUUGGGUUUUCUUGAAAGUUUGUACGCUAAAGAAGGUAUAAAUAUCCUGAUCGAAGCAGAUCAGAAACGUCAAUUGGUUUUGCCAGCCUUGUCUUUCAUUUAUUAAAAUUUCUUGUUAUAUCAAGACGC